AUGGCUCGUUUAACAGGCCAGACCCAGGCCCAGAGAUGGACAGCUUUACUUGUGCUCGUGUCCGCAUUCUCCCUAUUCACACCUGCUGUGUCCGUGAAGCACGAGAACUUCAAGACAUGCGAUCAGUCCGGCUUCUGCAAACGCAACCGGCAGUACGCCGACAAGGCAUCGAGCCUGGGCAAGCAAUGGGAGGCCCCCUACAGGAUAACACCCGAGUCCCUAAGUUGGAAAGAGGGACAGCUCAAAGGCACCAUCCUGAAGACCAUUGACGCCAAUGGCGAGACGGUCCGGCUACCGCUUACCAUUUCGUUUCUGGAGUCCGGCUCGGCGAGAGUGGAGAUCGAUGAAGAGAAGCGUCAGAAGGGGGACAUUCAGCUACGGCAUGACAGUAAAGCGAGGAAAGAGAGAUAUAACGAGGCUGAGUCGUGGGCCAUUGUCGGUGGACUAGAUUUGAGCAAGACUGUGGCCGAGGAUAGAGGCGCCGAGAGGACCAUUGUGAAGUACGGUCCUGAAGGCAAGUUCGAGGCUGUGAUCACUUUUGCGCCUUUUGGAAUCGACUUUAAGAGAGACGAUGAGACACAGAUCAAGUUUAACGACCGAGGGUUGCUAAAUGUGGACCAUUGGAGACCGAAGAUCGAUAAGCCAGAGCCCGAGAUAAAGGAAGGAGAGGAGGCUCCAGCCGUCCCAGAGGGCGAAGAUGAGAGCACUUGGUGGGAUGAGUCUUUCGGUGGAAACACAGAUUCGAAGCCCAGGGGCCCUGAAAGCGUUGCUCUUGACAUCACAUUCCCUGGCUAUGAGCAUGUUAUGGGCAUCCCAGAGCACGCUGGACGAUUGUCGCUGAAGGAGACUCGGGGUGCAAAUGGCCCUAGCCACACAGACCCCUACCGAUUGUACAAUGCCGAUGUUUUUGAGUACAUCAUGGACAGCCCAAUGACCCUCUACGGAGCCAUUCCCUUUAUGCAUGCCCACAAGAAGGAUUCGACUGUUGGGGUGUUCUGGUUGAACGCCGCCGAGACCUGGGUGGAUGUUAUCAAGGAGACCGAAGCUCACAACCCAUUGAGUCUUGGAAUUGGAUCCAAGAAGGAUACCAAGACGCACUGGUUCUCUGAGAGUGGUCUCAUUGAUGUAUUCGUCUUCCUCGGCCCUACGGCUAAGGAGGUCACCAAGGCGUACGGCGAGCUCACUGGUUACACUCAACUCCCGCAAGAGUUCUCCAUCGCCUACCACCAAUGCCGCUGGAACUACAACACUGACGAGGACGUGAAGGAGGUUGACCGCAAGAUGACCAUGUACCGGAUUCCUUAUGAUAUCAUCUGGCUCGACAUUGAGUAUACCGAUGAUAAGCAAUACUUUACUUGGGACCCGCUCAGGUUCCCCAACCCGCUGGGCAUGCUCAAGCAACUGGACGAGUCCAAGAGAAAGCUUGUGGCUAUCAUCGACCCACACAUUAAGAACAAGGAAGGGUACCACGUCGUAGAGGAGCUCAAGAAGAAGGAUUUGGCAGUUCACAAUAAGGAUGGCAACAUCUACGAUGGCUGGUGUUGGCCUGGGUCUUCCCACUGGGUCGACUGCUUCAACCCUGCCGCGAUCAAAUGGUGGAUCGAUCUUUUUAAGUAUGAUGCGUUCAAGGGUUCCGCAGCCAACCUGUUCAUAUGGAAUGAUAUGAACGAGCCUUCCGUCUUCAACGGUCCCGAGACAACCAUGCCAAAGGACAACCUCCACCACGGUAACUGGGAGCAUCGGGAUGUCCACAAUAUUAACGGGAUGACCUUCCACAACGCCACUUACCAAGCAAUGCUUGAGCGUAAGAAGGGUGAAAUCCGGCGCCCAUUUGUCCUCACCAGGUCCUUCUACGCCGGCUCUCAACGUCUGGGCGCCAUGUGGACUGGGGAUAACCAAGCCGACUGGUCUCACCUCGCAGCCGCCUUCCCAAUGAUCAUCAACAACGGUAUCGCCGGGUAUCCCUUCGCCGGCGCCGAUGUUGGAGGUUUCUUCGGUAACCCCGACAAGGACCUCUUAACCCGCUGGUACCAAUCCGGCGCCUUCUAUCCCUUCUUCCGCGGUCACGCUCACAUUGACACCCGUCGCCGUGAGCCCUACCUCGCCGGCGAGCCAUACACAAGGAUCAUCACGCAGGCCCUCCGCCUCCGCUACACCCUUCUCCCAGCCUGGUACACGGCCUUCCAUGAAGCCAGCGUGAACGGCACUCCCAUCCUUCGACCUCAUUACUUUGAGUACCCAGCCGAUGAACAAGGGUUCGCCAUCGACGACCAAUUCUUCGUCGGCGAGACGGGUCUCCUUGCUAAGCCUAUUGUAACCAAGGAUACCGAGACGACCGAUAUCUACCUCGCCGACGACGAGAUCUACUACGACUAUUUCACCUACCAGAUCUACUCUGGCCGCGGCGCCAACACCAUCGCCGCACCGCUGGAAAAGAUUCCUUUGCUGAUGCAAGGUGGACAUAUCAUCCCGCGCAAAGACCGCCCACGUCGCUCAAGUGGCCUUAUGAAAUGGGAUCCCUACACCCUCGUUAUCGUCCUCUCCAAAGCCGGCGAAGCGACCGGCACGCUGUACGUCGAUGAUGGUGAGACCUUUGACUACCAGAAAGGUGCUUACAUCCAUCGCCGAUUCUCCUUCUCGAACGGUGUUCUUCAGAGCACAGAUAUCGGCACUAAGGGGAAGCUGACGGAUAAGUACGUCAAGAGCAUGAAGCCCGUGGGUGUGGACCGCAUCAUCAUCGUCGGCGCCCCGAAGGAGUGGGCGGAAAAGGUUACAGUGAAGGGAGACAAAGGCGUGUUGGAGCUGCAGUAUAACCCCGCGCAAGGCAAGAGCGCCGCGUGGGCGGUGGUGAAGAGACCGGGUGUUUCAAUUGGGGAAGACUGGAAGAUUGAGUUCUGA
Drepanopeziza brunnea f. sp. 'multigermtubi' MB_m1 is the source of this 2898-nucleotide messenger RNA. RefSeq lists its product as uncharacterized. Gene Ontology annotation, molecular function: carbohydrate binding; alpha-glucosidase activity. Lineage: Eukaryota; Fungi; Ascomycota; Leotiomycetes; Helotiales; Drepanopezizaceae. Gene Ontology annotation, biological process: N-glycan processing; carbohydrate metabolic process. Gene Ontology annotation, cellular component: glucosidase II complex. The record is from RefSeq and is a predicted model, not a curated record.